Chinchilla lanigera (long-tailed chinchilla) is the source of this 3877-nucleotide messenger RNA. RefSeq names its product cytospin-B. Gene Ontology annotation, molecular function: protein binding. The transcript has 9 exons. The record is from RefSeq and is a predicted model, not a curated record. Gene Ontology annotation, biological process: actin cytoskeleton organization. Lineage: Eukaryota; Metazoa; Chordata; Mammalia; Rodentia; Chinchillidae. The coding region runs from base 16 to 2520 and encodes 834 amino acids. Gene Ontology annotation, cellular component: filamentous actin; microtubule organizing center.
GUGAAUGAGAGAAGUAUGUGCCAGCCUGGGAAGCUACGUGCUAGUGGAGAAGGAACAGAAAUACUCAUCUUUGAAGCUUUUCCUGUGGCCUCCUCAAAAGUCUGGAAUUUCCUUGGCUGCUUCCUAACCAGAUUUGUAUCUUACCGUUUCCAUAAAAGAGAGCCCCUGAGGACAAACAUGAGGAGUGCAGCCAAGCCCUGGAGCCCAGUGGUCAAAGCGGGGACCCAUGGCUGUGACAGAGCCCGGCCCCUCCCUGCAGCCUCUUCCGGCAUGAAGAGUUCCAAGUCUUCAACCUCCUUGGCUUUUGAGUCCCGGCUCAGCAAGCUCAAGAGAGCCAGCAGCGAGGACAUGCUCAACAAGCCUGGAAGUACCUCCUCAUCAGGGGUAGUGCGACUGAAAAAGACUGCGACAGCUGGAGCCAUCUCUGAGCUUGCUGAGAGCCGCCUGAGGACCACUACAGUUCCAACAGCCAAACGGACAGGCAUUCCAACUCCCCGGGAACUCUCAGUAGCUGUCUCAAGAGAAAGGUCUGUUUCACGAGGUCCCUCCAACCCAAGGAAAUCGGGGUCCAGUCCAACUUCCUCCUGCACUCACACCCCUACCAAGCACCUGAGGACCACUUCUGCAAAACUCAAGCAAGAGAGUGAAGGGGGAGAGAAGGCUGUACUUGAGUCCCAAGUUCGGGAACUUCUAGCAGAAGCCAAAGCCAAAGAUAGUGAAAUCAACAGGCUUCGAAGUGAACUAAAGAAAUGCAAGGAGAGAAGGGCCCUGAGCACCGAGGGGACAGAUGCUUCAGACCCAAGUUCAGAUGGAACAGCAGCUCCAUCAGGAGGCACAGAGCCUUUGAUAAGAACCCUUGAGGAGAAGAACAAGACCUUUCAGAAAGAACUUGCUGACCUAGAAGAAGAAAACCGAGUCUUGAAGGAAAAACUGACUUACCUUGAGCAGUCACCAAAUUCAGAAGGGGCAGCAAGCCAUACUGGUGACAGCAGCUGCCCCACAUCUAUAACUCAAGAUUCAAGCUUUGGAAGCCCAAAUGGGAAUGAACUAUCAAGUGAAAUCGAUGAGUAUAAGGAAAACACAUAUGGAAAUACAUUACGGACAUCUGGUUCUUCAAGCAGUGAUGUUACCAAAGCUUCUUUGUCACCAGAUGCCUCAGACUUUGAGCACAUCACCACUGAUACCCUAUCUCGGCCCCUGUCCUCCGCUAGCAAUCCUUUUAAGAACUCCAAGUGUUCGACCACUGUGAGUUCCCCAAACAAUGUGAGUGAGCUGUCACUUGCUUCCCUCACAGAAAAGAUACAGAAGAUGGAAGAGAAUCACCACAGCACUGCAGAGGAGCUACAGGCGACUCUGCAAGAAUUAUCCGAUCAGCAACAAAUGGUGCAGGAACUGACAGCUGAGAACGAGAAGCUGGUGGAUGAGAAGACUAUUUUAGAGACGUCUUUCCACCAGCAUCGAGAGCGGGCAGAGCAGCUAAGUCAAGAAAAUGAGAAACUGAUAAACCUUUUACAAGAGCGAGUGAAGAAUGAUGAGUCCAGCACCCAAGAAGGGAAAAUCCUUGAGCUAGAGCAGAAGUGCACAGAUAUUCUUGAGAAGAGCCGCUUUGAAAGAGAGAAGCUGCUCAACAUUCAGCAGCAGUUGACCUGUAGCUUACGGAAGGUUGAGGAAGAAAACCAAGGAGCUUUGGAUAUGAUCAAGCACCUGAAAGAAGAAAAUGAAAAGCUGAAUGGGUUUCUAGAAGUAGAACGGUGUAACAGUAAUGCAAUGACCACAACUCUGGAAGAAUGUAGAGUUACCCUGGAAGGCUUGAAGAUGGAGAAUGGGUCCUUGAAGGCUCACCUGGAAGGUGAGAAGCAAAAAGCCAUGGAGCCCAGUAGUACCUUGGGGCAGACCGCAGAGAACUGUGAGCUUCAGGAAAUGCUGAAAGUAGCGCGAGCUGAGAAAGAUCAACUGGAACUGUCUUGCACUGAGCUCAGACAAGAAUUGCUAAAGGCAAAUGGUGAAAUUAAACACAUUUCAAGCCUGCUAGCUAAGAUGGAAAAAGAUUAUUCUUACCUGAAGGAGAUCUGUGAUCAUCAAGCAGAACAGCUGAGCAGAACCAGCCUAAAACUGCAAGAGAAAGCAUCAGAGAGUGAUGCAGAGAUAAAAGACAUGAAAGAAACUAUAUUUGAAUUGGAGGAUCAGGUGGAACAGCACCGGGCUGUCAAAUUACACAACAAUCAGCUCAUUAGUGAGCUAGAAAGCAAUGUGAUCAAGCUGGAAGAGCAGAAAUCAGACCUGGAACGGCAGCUAAAGACCCUGACGAAGCAGAUAAAGGAGGAGACCGAGGAAUGGAGGCGGUUCCAGGCAGACCUGCAGACUGCAGUGGUGGUGGCCAAUGACAUCAAAUGUGAGGCCCAGCAGGAGCUACGCACUGUGAAGAGGAGGUUGUUGGAGGAGGAGGAAAAGAAUGCCAAGCUACAAAAGGAGCUAGGGGACAUGCAGGGCCACAGCAGCUCCGUGGUCUCUGUCAGCUAGCAGAGCUUUUGGUGGAAGAAACACAGCCCAGCCCUUGCCAUGAUUGGAAACUACAGCCAUUUCUAUAUGAAAGGGGAAUCUGUAGAGGAGAAAUUACUAUUUUGUAUAAAAGAGCCUAGUUAUCUCCUAUGCCAUUCACUGUUCCAAGCAGUGGUACAUUGCAAUCAAGUCUCUUUACUUUUUUCUGCAAAUCAGCUCAUGCAUGAUCAAAGAUGAACCUUCACUUUUUGUUGUUCUUGUUGUUCCUCUCAAGAAGACUCAGCAAUCUCUGUUUUUGGAGAAUAAUACGAAGUUCUGGAAAGAUAAAAUAUAGGUCUUGUGAAGAAAUAUUUCAUAUGUUUUUAGAGAAUAGUAGCUUAGCAAACUCCAGUUGGUAGUGAAUGCAGCCCAUGCAUAGAUAGGUUCUGCUUUUUUGGUAUUUAUUUUCAUGCUGCUUUUUUGAAUAUGGGACCUGGUAAUCUUGGACUUGACAUUACCUAAGGCAAAAUACGAAGCCAUCUGCGUGAUGCCUUACCCUGAAGAAUUUAGAAAGUUCUCCCUUAUAUCAAGUCUUGAUUGAGCUUGUGUAAGCUGAGGUCUCACUUUAUUACCUCAUUUGAAACAAACUGCCACUAGCUUUGGUUUGAUUUCCAGAAUCUUUGUUAGGCUAAACAUAAACAGAUGUUUGGCUAAGAAUAAAAAAAGAUGUAGUUAGCCAGAUGAGUAUACACAGUGACAAUGCUAAAUGAAACCUAACUGAAACCUAAUGAAGGACAACUUACAACAAAAGCCUCAUGAAUAAAACUUACCGUGGAAACUUAAAGACUUUUAUUGCAGAAAGACACAACUCAGAGUGAUCCAGAAAUCAGAUUGGCUUUAACUUUAGAGUAGUACAUACUUUUUUGAAGAUCUCUGUCUAGUCAGCAAACUACCAGUGAAAAACCUCCUGUGCUUCUCGUGGGGAGCAUUUUGCAGUAUACAUAGCAUAGGGCUGUUAGCUGUAUAAUAAAAAGGAAAGUUAGGAUUAAGAAUGCUCUUUAAACUCAGGAAGACAGCAGAUUGGAGCACACAGGCUCACCAAAAAUUUAGCUUGACAUGAGAAAGAGACGUUGAUGCCUUCUUUAUAAAGAUAAUUAGAUACUCCCUGGAAUUAUCCUCCUGUUCUGGGACAUCUUUACCUCAGAUUGAAAAUUCUUAGAAUGACUUAAAAUGACUUGCUGGGUGUUUUCUAAUCUAGACAAUAAGAAAAAUGCAACCUCAACUUAAAAUGCACAGCUGUGUUAACCCUCAUAUUUUGAUCUGUCUUUACUCUGGGUAUUGUUGAAUAUUUUUAUAUGUAAGCAUUUAUGAAGUGCUAAAUAAAUGUUAUUAUUUAGAA